Humulus lupulus (European hop) is the source of this 711-nucleotide messenger RNA. RefSeq lists its product as uncharacterized. The transcript has 3 exons. Lineage: Eukaryota; Viridiplantae; Streptophyta; Magnoliopsida; Rosales; Cannabaceae. The record is from RefSeq and is a predicted model, not a curated record. The coding region runs from base 1 to 711 and encodes 236 amino acids.
AUGAGGCAAAGAGCCUCGGCCAAGAAAACCCGCAUUGAGGACCCACCAGCAGCUGGUCCUUCAAAAAAUACAACACCACCUCCUUCUCCCCUCGAGCAGCAAACUCCGCCUGCACCGGUCGAGUCGACCCCUUCCCCACCGGCUCCUGUUGAUCAUACACAGCUAGCAGCUCUUGUCCAAACAUGGGAUGACAUACCGAGCCGCGCUCUAAGAUCGGCCAAGGAUAGGAUGACAAGGAUCCUGAGGCACGAGCGUAGCCGAGAAGCUAUGGUUGGGACAGAGUCGAUGGAUGUCGACCAUAUCUUGAAUCGCACCCUAAACGAGCUUGCCAGUGCAAUGUUGACCGUGACUGCCAGCCAGCUUCGCUCGGGGGUCAUCACUGAGCAAUCCAAGUCGUCCGAGCAACGACAUGCUGAGGAGCUUAAGGCUGCUGAAGAGAAAUAUGCAGAGCAGCUCGAGGAGGCUCAGAAGGAAAAUGCAGCAUUGCUUGAGGAGAAAAAUAAACUGGUCGAGGAGAUGGCGCAAAACUAUCUUCCUGAGUGCAUGAGGCAAACUGAAAUAGCCCGAUGCGCUUCUCGCUUGGAGGAGGAAGAAAGAGCGAAGAUCCCAGCCUCGCCCGAAAUCUCCUUGGCCACUGACAUGGAAGGUGUGGACAAUGAAGCCGAAGUUGUAGUCGACCAGGAAAAUCCACAAGAUCCUCCUGCCUCCUGA